AGUAAAGUUUCGAGUGUUGGUGAACAUGCAGUUAUCAAGAACAAUUUUCCUAUUUUCUUUUCUACUUUUAUUGUCAGCUGAAGCAGAAGAUGUCUCACCAUUAUUUGUUGGUGGAACUUAUGCAUUUCCGGGUGAAUUUCCUUUUUUAACAAGUUUACAAAUAUUAUCGUUUGGGACUGAAGCUCACUUUUGUGGGGGAGUUAUUAUCGACCCUCGAUGGAUAUUAACAACAGCAAAUUGUAUCAUGAAUUUGCCAAUUUUUGGAACCCAACAAGCCUGGGCAGGAAGACAUAAUUUAGCGUUGCGUUCUGAAGCUGGUGAAGUUCGUGUAAGCUUUUCUAGAACGUUUAUUCAUCCAAGCUGGCGUCCAUGGAUGAACAAUGAUCCACACGAUUUAGCUUUGGUAUUGUUGACCAGCGGUUUACCAUCAUCCGCACGUAUUCGUUCAAUUCAAUUGCCAGAGUUUAACCAGCCAAUUCCAAACGGACCGUUAAUCUACGCUGCUUGGGGUGGAAUUGGUCUCGGUGCUACAAUUUUACAGAAAGCUACUUUGUUUCCAAUCUCUCUCACUGAAUGUAGAGCAGCCAUCAAUAAUUUAAAUUUUAAUGGAAACUUGUACAACGAUACAAACUUUUGUACUGGUCCAUUAACAGGUGUUUAUUCAGCAUGCACAGGUGGCUUUGGUUCUCCUUUGGUGCAUGGAACAUCUCCAAAUGAAGUUCUAGUUGGCAUUGCCUCUUGGGGAGUAACACCAUGUGGAACUGUUGGCGCCCCUUCCAUUGUUGUAACGAGAGUCAGCGCAUAUGUUGAUUGGAUAAAAGCGACAACAGGAAUAAUUUUUAUUGUGCUUUCGUUAGCGAUUGCUGCAGCAUUGGCAGCGCCUGCUGAUUUGGAUCGUGAAACUCGUGUCGUUGGUGGAGUAAACGCUUUUCCCGGUGAAUUCCCAUACAUUGUGAGUGUCCAAUGGGUGGUUUUGACUCUAUCUACUCACGUCUGUGGAGGUUUCAUCAUCAGCCCCGUGUGGGUUAUUUCAGCAGCUCAUUGUCAGACAGAAAUUCCAACUCUUGGACGUCUUGAAAUGCUUGCUGGAAGACACAACAUUGGAAUUCAAGAAGCUUCAAGUCAAGUUAGAGGCAUCUCUACUUUCAUUCUUCAUCCUGAUUGGGCUCCUGGCGGUGUCGGACCUGAUGACUUAGUUUUGUUCCUUUUGAAUUCUCCUUUGACUUUCAAUGACCGCGUUCGUGCUGUUCGUCUUCCCCAACCUAAUGUCAUUCCAACAGGGCCAGCUACUCUCGCUGGAUGGGGAUCAACAGGCUCACCGUUGCCACCAAAUAUCUUGCAAAAACUCACCAAACCUCUCAUCACACUUGAACAAUGCAGAAAUGCAAUUUUCAGUUUGAAUCUGAACGGUGACCUUGUUGAUGAUACAAAUGUUUGCACAGGUCCAUUGACUGGUGGAGUUUCAGCAUGUAGUGGUGACAGUGGUGGUCCACUUGUUCAAGGUGCUGCACCUAAUGAAGUUGUCAUUGGUGUUGUUUCAUGGGGAAUCACUCCAUGUGGAAGUGUUGGUGCUCCAACUGGAGUUUACAAACGUGUCAGUGCCUACAAUGCAUGGAUCCAACAAAACACUGGAAUUGUUGCUGGAGAAAUGAAGAUUUUUAUUGUGCUUUCGUUAGCGAUUGCUGCAGCAUUGGCAGCGCCUGCCGAUUUGGAUCGUGAAACUCGUGUCGUUGGAGGAGUUAACGCUUUUCCCGGUGAAUUUCCAUACAUUGUGAGUGUUCAAUGGGUGAUUUUGACUUUAUCGACUCACGUUUGUGGAGGUUCAAUCAUCAGCCCCGUGUGGGUUAUUUCAGCAGCUCAUUGUCAGACAGAAAUUCCAACUCUUGGACGCCUCGAUAUACUUGCUGGAAGACACAACAUUGGAAUCGCAGAAGCUUCAAGUCAACUUAGAGGCAUUUCAAAUUCAAUUGUCCAUCCUGGUUGGGUUCCUGGUGGUGAAGUUGGGCCUGAUGACGUAAUUUUGUUCCUUUUGAAUUCUCCUUUGACUUUCAACGAUCGUGUUCGUUCUGUUCGUCUCCCUCAACCUGAUGUAGUUCCAAUAGGAAUAGUUACUGUUGCUGGAUGGGGAUCAACAGGUGCACCGUUGCCACCAAAUAUCUUGCAAAAACUCACCAAACCUCUCAUCACACUUCAAGAAUGCAGAAAUGCUAUCAUAAAUUUGAACCUCGACGCUGAAUUCCUUGACGAUUCAUUUAUUUGCACAGGUCCAUUGUCUGGUGGAGUUUCAGCAUGUAGUGGUGACAGUGGCGGUCCACUUGUCCAAGGUGCUGCACCUAAUGAAAUUCUUGUUGGUGUUGUUUCAUGGGCGUUCAUUCCAUGUGGAACUGUUGGUGCUCCAACUGGAGGCUAUAAACGUGUCAGUGCCUACAAUGCAUGGAUCCAACAAAACACUGGAAUUGUUGCGUCAUAA
This is a messenger RNA of Clunio marinus, 2470 nucleotides long. NCBI's taxonomy places the organism in Eukaryota, Metazoa, Arthropoda, Insecta, Diptera, Chironomidae. The record is from the annotation of a GenBank genome assembly.